UGCGUUUCUGGUGCGUUAUUCCGCUUUCAGAGCGAUAUCAAGAUGCAGGUAGUGCUCUUACUAACCUUCGUCAGCGCCGCCCUUGCCACGUCUCCUCAAGAGACGGCCUCUGGCAGUAAUGGAGCCAACCCGCUCUGGGCGAAUGAGCAACUGCUUGGGAAAUAUCAAGAUGCCUGGAAAAGCAUCGAUCAGGGUGAAUCGGUGACUUACGUCCUCGCAAAGACAACGUACGAAAAUGACACAGGAUCAUGGGGAGCCCAGUUUAAGUGCCUGCAGGUGCAAGAAACCGAAAGAAAUGAUACAGAAUAUACUGUUAAAUCUGUUUUCACGUUCAGAAACGCUUCUUCUAUAACACAGUAUCACAAGGUGACAGAAACAGUAAAGGCCGUUUUUCAAUAUGGCUACAAAAGAACAAGGAAUGCCAUUGAGUACCAAGUGGGCGAUGGAACUAACAUGACCGACCCGCUCAUUUUCACUGAUGGAAAGUUAUGUGAUGUCUUCUAUGUGCCUUAUGCAAACCAAGGCUGUGAGCUCUGGGUCAAGAAGAGUCACUACAAACAGAUACCAGACUGCUGCAUGUUCGUGUUCAAUGCUUUCUGUGCGCAAGGCAAAGAAACCUACGAUAAAUAUACUGAAGACGAAUGUGAAUAUAUCAGCGACAGCGGAUUUUAAAGGCACCCCCUCAAUAGAACACUUUUUUUGUAGAUUGUAUUAUGAAGAACUUAAUAAUAAAAACAGUGUAGAGUGCA
Messenger RNA from Dermacentor silvarum, 749 nucleotides. RefSeq names its product female-specific histamine-binding protein 2-like. Gene Ontology annotation, molecular function: amine binding. Gene Ontology annotation, biological process: symbiont-mediated perturbation of host defenses. The transcript is spliced from 5 exons. NCBI's taxonomy places the organism in Eukaryota, Metazoa, Arthropoda, Arachnida, Ixodida, Ixodidae. The record is from RefSeq and is a predicted model, not a curated record. The annotation marks the transcript as partial.